CCUGCGAACCAGCAUCACUUCCUGCUGCUGACACCAGGACAUCAACACUAUCGAACAUGAAGACCCUGCUCCUGCCCUUGCUGGUGGUUGUGGCUGUGGCUGAGAGACCGUCCCUCUCCUACGACGCCCCUGCACCACACACAUCCUCGCCCGUCCAGCAGAUCCCCAUCAUCCGCGACGAGCGAGUCCAUCCUGCCGCUGACGGCACCUACAGCUUUGACGUGGAGACUGGGGAUGGCAUCGUCAGGCACGAGUCUGGCGGUCCAGGUGGCGCACAGCAGGGAACCGUAAGCUUCACCUUCCCAGACGGCCAAGUCUUUAAUCUUCAGUUCGUCGCCGACGUCAAUGGUUACCAACCUCAGUCGCCCUUCCUUCCAGUCGCCCCUGCAUUCCCCCACCCAAUCCCCGCCCACGCCCUCGAGCAGAUCGAGCGUGGCCGACUCGAACUCGAAGCUCGCGCCCGCGAGGAACAACGUCAGUCAUCAAGCCAGGGACAAGCCACUCCUUCUCGCCUUUAUGGUCAACCUCAGUAAAGUGGCCUCUCUGUGAACUCCGACAUCCCUAUAUUUGUUCUCGCAACAUCACACCAUUCUUCAUCACUUUGUUACUUCUGUGUGGCAUAACGAUUUGUAGCUGAUAUAGCACUGACAUAUCUAUAAAUAUAGAACUAUAACUUC
Messenger RNA from Penaeus vannamei (Pacific white shrimp), 677 nucleotides. RefSeq names its product cuticle protein AM1274-like. NCBI's taxonomy places the organism in Eukaryota, Metazoa, Arthropoda, Malacostraca, Decapoda, Penaeidae. Gene Ontology annotation, cellular component: chitin-based extracellular matrix. Gene Ontology annotation, molecular function: structural constituent of chitin-based larval cuticle. The record is from RefSeq and is a predicted model, not a curated record.